Messenger RNA from Phyllopteryx taeniolatus (common seadragon), 5789 nucleotides. RefSeq names its product oocyte zinc finger protein XlCOF6-like. The record is from RefSeq and is a predicted model, not a curated record. NCBI's taxonomy places the organism in Eukaryota, Metazoa, Chordata, Actinopteri, Syngnathiformes, Syngnathidae. The coding region runs from base 1703 to 3148 and encodes 481 amino acids. Gene Ontology annotation, molecular function: DNA-binding transcription factor activity, RNA polymerase II-specific; RNA polymerase II cis-regulatory region sequence-specific DNA binding. Gene Ontology annotation, biological process: regulation of transcription by RNA polymerase II. The transcript is spliced from 6 exons.
GGGGUACACCCUGAACUGGUUGCCAGCCAAUCGCAGGGCACAUAGGAACAAACAACCAUUCGCAGUCACAGUGAUGCCUACGGGCAAUUUAGAGUCUCCAAUUCAUGCAUGUUUUUGGGAUGUGGGAGGAAACCGGAGUGCCCGGAGAAAACCCACGCAGGCACGGGGAGAACAUGCAAACUCCACACAGGCAGGGCCGGGGAUUGAACCCCGGUCCUCAGAACUGUGAGGCAGACGCUCUAAGUCGGCCACCAUGCCACCUAAAAAUAAAUAGUUAUGGCUAAAAAAAAAAAAAAAACAUGCCAAUGCUUUUAGCCUUGACUGUAUUGUCUGUUAUAUUUUGUCUAAAAAAAUAAUAAUAGUCCUGUCAUUAUUCUGGCAUUUAGCAAAUAGAAAUAACUUUGCUAAUACUAAUUGAUCUAAAACAGGAAAAGUUUAUAGUCUGAUUUCAUGUCACAGUCAGGGGAAAAAUAGCUUGUCUUUUUAUACAGUCAAUGACUAUCUGCUGUUCCUGCCAUUUGUGUAUGAAUAUUAAUUAUUUGAAGGUAUACGUAGCCCUCCUGUGAUCAAAUGCUAUUAUUUGAUAACUCAUCAAUUGAGUUUUCCAUUGAGUGUUAGCAUUAAGCUGGCGAUUUCGAAAACGAUGUCUUGUAUUUAGAUAUAAAUUGGGUGGCCGACUGGUUAGCACAUCUGCCUCACAGUUCUGAGGGCCGGGUUUCAAAUCCCGGCCUCGCCUGUGUGGAGUUUGCAUGUUCUCCCCGUACAUGCGUGGGUUUUUUCUGUCUUUCUUUUGGUAGAUUGCUUGAAGAUUCUAAAUUGCCCAUAGAUGUGAAUGAGUGCGCAUUGUUGUUUGUUUAUAUGUCCCCUGCGAUUGGCUGGCGACCAGUUCAGGGUGUACCCCGCCUGUCGCCCGAAGAUAGGUGGGAUAGGCUCCAGCACGCCCGCAACCCGCGUGAGAAGAAGCAGUACAGAAAAUGGAUGGAUGGGGGCAAUUAUUUUUGCUGUGCGCUUAGUUUUACAGUAAACUAAACUGGGGUGUUAUUAAAUAGCUAGAAGCACCCUCAAAUUUGGAUUAAUUGUGUAACCCUCCACUACACAGCACACAUUCUCUACAGGUUGCAAAUACGAGCCGCGGGUGACCGGCAAUGAAAGGCAAAUAAUAAAUGACUGUUGAUCACGUGUUUUCCACGAAAAUCGUCUGAUCGAUCGGAGCAUCACUACUGGGUACACCUUUGAUUGGUCACCAGCCAAUCGCUAGAUACAUGUGGGCAAACAAGCAUUCACACUUACAAACAAUUUAUUCUUUAAUGAAGUCAGUAACUCUAAUCCCAGAGUCGGUCAGCCCAAAUACCCGUGAAAGGGCUCUCGGGUUGUGUGAAACUGGCAUUGUUAUGCCAAAAAUGUCACAUUUCUCCUUAUUUUCUGAAGAUAUUUUCAUGAGUUACCCUACUGUUUGAAAUAUUUUAGUAAAAAACAAGAGUAUGGUUUUCUGUUUGCAUUAUAACAUUGCAUUAGUAUAGUUUUUGCAUAGAAUGUACCAAAAAUAAAUAAAUUGUGAAAUUUGCCAAGUUUUAUUUUGAAGUCCUCACGUCGAGUUGAUUCCCUGUCCGGGCGUGGGAUGUGUUGGUGAAACUGGCGAAGCGGCAGCGAACUAGCUAAAGAUUUUGUUAGUGAGAGGGUCUGCAAUAAAUCCUAUGUAAAAAUGUCUGAGAGUUUGGUGUUUCAUUCCCAAACUAAACUCAUUCUGGAGACGGUUAUAAAGUGUGCGCUGGAUUUAAUGGCCGGAUUUGCCAACGAGAACCAGUCCACGGAGGCAGGAUUUAACAAAAUGGUAGAGCUGCUGGCUCAGGAGGCAAGUAGAAAGAUCAACAGUGUUUUCUUGCAGCUGUCUGAUGCCACAAAUAAGGAAAAGCUAACACUGCGGGACAAAGUGAGCAAGCUAGAGAGCCGGCUGACGGCGGUGACGGAAGACUUGGACGGCAUCAAAAUCUGGAGGGAAAACGUGAUGAGCGGAUGCCCUGUGCUUAAUGAGCAGACGGGAUGGGUCCUCACACUGAAGCCUUUCGGGAUGUUGGUGAAAUCGGCUGAUGAGUCGACGAAAGAAGAUGGCAAUUUCGUGACACCUGCCGGUGGCAGACACAUUAAAGAGUUUACGUUGGAGGAGGCGAAUUGUGGAGAUGUGUCAUCAGCUUGGAAACAAGACAUCGCAGAGGAUGACAAGAUGACGCCGUCCUCAGACUCUCAGAAUCCUUUGCCAGCUGAAGUCAGUAAGGUGUUUGAAUGUGACGUGUGCAAGAAGCGCUUCAGCCGACAGCUCCACCUCAGGAGGCACUUGGACACUCACAAGGAGUCCCUGAGCUGCCACCAAUGUUCCAGGACCUUCCGCAGCAGCGCCAUGCUGGAGCGCCACCUGUUGCGUCACAACGAGAAAACCCCUCAGUCCUUCGCGUGUCCGCUCUGUGACCAGACCUUCAAGAGCAAAAAACUGCUCAAGUCGCACGAGUCGGUGCACGGCGAUGACGUGCGGCCCUUCGCUUGUGACCAGUUUUUGCAGGGUAAGGCGUUCACCUGCGAGACAUGUGGCGCCGGCUUCACGCUGCGGCAGAACCUCAAGCGGCACAACCGCAUCCACACGGGCGAGCGGCCAUUCAAGUGCCACGUGUGCGGCGCCAGCUUCAUCCAGGACAAGCUGAAGGCUCACAUGCUGAUCCACGGCGCCUCCAAGUCCUUCAUGUGCGACUUGUGCGGCAAGACCUUCCUGUACAACUGCCAGCUAAAGAAGCACCAGAAGUUGCUGCACCAGGACGGCACUGAGGCGGGCACCCAGGCGGGGAGGCGGAGGGCCCGGGUGCGGGGGAACCGCACCAUCAUCUUCAAACGUGACAGGGUCGCGGGCGUUCUGGAGCCCAUCCCAGCUAUCUUCAGGCGAGAGGCGGGGUAUACCCUGAACUGGUCGGCAGCCAAUCGCAGGGCACAUAGAAACAAACAACCAUUUGUACUCACAUUCACACCUACGGGCAAUUUAGAGUCUUCAAUUAACCUAUCACACAUGUUUUUGGCAUGUGGGAAGAAACCGGAGAACCCGGAGAAAACCCACGAAGGCACCUGGAGAACAUGCAAACUCCACAAAGGCGCGGCCAGGGUUUGAAUAAAUUAGAUUUGAAUCCCGGUCCUCAGAAAUGUGAGGCAGAUGUGCUAACCAGUCGUCCACCGUGCCGCCUUUUUCCAAUGUAUUCAUCAAAUUUGAGUGAAGUAUGAAAAAAGGGAGCAAUUAAAGUAUCGUAAUUUCCUUGCAUGUGGGCAAGGAGACCCACGGUGACCAAUGCGCUUUCAGCUGUUUAUUGAAUGGGUGAAACAGUCCAACACACACACAAAAUGAGAACACACGUAAGGACCUGCUGUUGGCUGCUACUCACUCCCAGACACUCACACACACCCAACCAACGAAGCCAAUCCAAUUCCAUCUUCUGAUGUCACUCACUGGGCCACGCCCCUCAAAGACAGACAUUCAACACACAAAUCGAAUAUUACACUAUGUGAAGAAAUUACACUUAAUGAAAGCUCUUCCUUUUUUUUUUUUACAUUUUAUUUUUUUAUACAACACAGUGCUCUUCUUUUGGUUUUAAUUUUGGAGAUGGGAUGCAGCUGCUGCUCAAUGCAGGAUUUUGGACCUCAGAGUACCCCAAAAUCUGAACUACUGUAUCUGUCUCAUCACCUGUAAUCUAAGAAAACACUGCUAUUUGUGGGUGAUAGGGACUGAGCCCUGCCGCAAAUAGCAAAGAUCUGUGACUACCUGACCAAUCCCCACCCCGUCACCUCUAGGUUUUGGGUUUUGUUUGCUUAUAGAUGCCAUAAAAUGGCAGUGAAACACUUUUAAAAGGAAGAACACCCACUGGUAUUCUGUUUGGAUUGAUGAAUUUACUGUGAUCUGUAACAACACAAAGAAUAAUCAGCAAAGUAUCAACACUAUGCAUCUAGCAUGUACACAAUCAUGAACUAAUGUUGCAUAAACAACUGUAUUCAGUACUUAAAUUAUUGACAAAAAGCACCUAUUAGUAAGGACGAAAAACAAUACAAUGACUUGCAAAUCCUUUUCAACUGAUAUUCAAUUGAAAACACUACAAAGAUAAGAUAUUUAAUGUUCAAACAUAUCAUUUUUUUUUUACAAAUAUUCAUUCAUUUUUAAUUUAUUGCUUAUAACACAUUCCAAAAAGCUAGGGCAGAUGCAUGUUACCACUGUUUUAAGUCACCUUUCCUUUUACCAACACUCAAUAGGCGUUUGGGGACUAAGGUCACACAUUUUUGAAGCCUUGUCGUGGAAUUCUUUCCCAUUCUUGCUUGAUGUACAACUUCAGUUGCUCAACAGUCAGACAUCAAUGUUGUCAUAUUUUGCACAUCAUAAUGUGUCCCACAUUUUCAAUGGAAGACAGGUCUGGACUGGAGGGUGACACGGGAGUGGAUUUUGACUCCCGCUCCCACACACUCCCACAGAUUGAUCCCAUUCACUCUCAUUCCCAAGCCAAAACUUUACAGAAUCUUGCGAAAACCAUGGUUUCUACUGCCGUCAUGGUUUCCACUCCUGGUAAUUUUGUCAUAGUUCCCGAUCCCGUGCGCGCCAGGUGACUUUUGUUCCCGCUCCUGGGGACGUUCACACCCGCUCAUGUCCACUCCUGUGAUAAAUAGUGAAAUUCACUCCCAUCCCGUGGGGAUCCCGCGAGACCCACAGGACCUGGUGGGAAUCACGAAAAAUGUCAGCCUCUAGUCUGGGCUGCUGGCAGUCUAGUACUUACACUCUUUUACUAUGAAGCCACACUGUUGUAAAACAGUGCAGAAUUUGGUUUGGCAUUGUCAUGCUGAAAUAAGCAGCGACGUCCCUGAAAAAGAUGUUGCUUGAAUGGCAGCACAUGUUGCUCCAAAAGCUGUAUCUACCUUUCAGGAUUAUUGGUGCCAUGGGCACUAACACAGCCCCAUACCAUCACAGAUGCUGACUUUUGAACUUUGCGCUGGUAACAAUCGGAAUGGUCCUUUUCCUCGUUGGCCCUGAGGACAUGACAUCCAUGAGUUCCAAAAAACAAUUUGCAAUGUGGACGUGUCAGACCACCAAACACUUUCCCACUUUGCGUCAGUCCAUCUCAGAUGAGCCCUGGCCCAGAGAAGCCAGCAUUCUUGGGUGUGUUUGAUAUUUAGCUUUCACUUAGUUUUAACUUGUAUUUGUAGAUGUAGUGACAAACUGUUAACUGACAAUGGUUUUCUGAAGUGUUCCUGAGCCCAUGUGUCAAUAUUCAUCACACAACGAUGCCGGUUUAAUUGUAGUGCCGCCUGAGGCAUCGAAGGUCGCGGACAUUCAAUGUUGGUUUUAGGCCUUGCCACUUGCGUGCAGAUUUCUCCAGAAUCUCGGAAUCUUUUGAUUAUAUUAUGGACCAUAGAUGAUGAAAUCCCUAAAUUCCUUUCUAUCCUACAUUGAGAAAUGUUCUUAAACUGAUGGACUGUUUACUCACGCAAUGAUUAACAAAGUUGUGAACCUCGCCCUAUCCUUGUUUGUGAACUGAGCCUUUCAAGGAUGUUCCUUUAAUACCCAAUCAUGACACUCACCUGUUUCUGACUAACCUGUUCACCUGUGGAAUGUUCCAAGCAGGUGUUUUUGAGCAUUUCUCAACUUUCCCAGUCUUUUGUGGCCCGUGUCUUGGCUUUUUUGGGAACGUGUUGCAGAGAUCAGAUUCAAAAUGAGAGAAUGUUUGUCAAAGAAACUGUAACAUUCAUCACGUUGAACAUUAAAUAUCUUGUCUUUA